Molecule: messenger RNA, 1736 nt
Organism: Myzus persicae (green peach aphid)
Lineage: Eukaryota; Metazoa; Arthropoda; Insecta; Hemiptera; Aphididae
Gene: Pex3
Product: peroxisomal biogenesis factor 3
Exons: 1
Coding region: 397-1407 (336 amino acids)
Biological process (GO): protein import into peroxisome membrane
Cellular component (GO): peroxisomal membrane
Molecular function (GO): protein-macromolecule adaptor activity
Source: RefSeq, a predicted model, not a curated record
CAAAUAUUCCAAUGUUUAAUUUAUGUGUUAAUUUGUUUUGCGAACUGUGAAGUCGAAAAUUAAAUUAAUAAAUUAUUACAAACCGACACUAUAUAUAGACAUGAAGUAUUUUUCUGUAUCGGUGAACCUUAUAACAUCGUAUGAUAAUUUAUAUUGUAAAAUGUAUAAUAUUAUGGUUAUUCUUGAAUAAUAAUCUUGCGCUCGUGCUGAUAGUUUUUUUAUCUAUGCAUUCAAAUAAAUCAAAUUCGUGAGUUGUGUGUUUUGAUUUCAGAACAAGUUAUCGUUGUCAUUUUUGAACAUUCAAAUUUUUAAGUGUUAUUAAAAAUUUUAAUUUAAAGUUUAAACGUAAAUGCUUAUAAUAUUUUGUUCGCGUAUAUUACUUUGUAAAUAUUAACUAUGUAUGAUUCUGUAAAAAAGUUUGUUUCACGACACAAACGUAAAUUAAUAAUCAGCAGUGCAUUAUUUUGUAGUACUGCGUAUGUAGUUUACACUAUUAAAAAGAAAUUAGCAGAAAAAAAAGAAAAAGAAAGUCGGGAAUAUCUGGAACGAAGUAGACGUCAACAGCACUAUGAAGCUACAGAAAACACUUCAAACCGUAUGAUAACUGAAUUUGUUAAGCAACUUCAUGUUAAAUAUUUUUCCAAAAAUUUACGCAUUGAAAAUAUUAUUGAUAAAUUGAAGAAGCAAAAUGAUUUGGCACUUUGGGAAGAAAUGAGAAUAUGUGUUUUUACUAGAGCAUGCUUACUUGUUUAUGCUGAAACUAUGUUGGUAAUAACAUUAAAAAUUCAACUCAAUCUGCUUGGAGGUCUUGUAUACAAAAGUCUAUCACAAGAUUCACCUCCAAUUUGUUCAAAAACUCAAGAAGAUUAUUUGUUACAUUUUAGUUAUUUCAUCGAAGAUGGUAUUCAACGUUUAGAAGAAUAUUUACAGAUUAAAGUUAUUAAAUAUGUACAGCAAGUUCCUAUUCAAGAACAAUACAAUUUACAGGAAUUAGAAAAACUAUUUUUUCUCAUUCAAACUGAAAUUGCAAGUGAUACAGAUAGUCCUUUUCGAUGUAUAGAUUCAUACAUGUUACACCAGAUGCCACAAGUGCGAGAAGCUCUAUUACAAGAUAUGGUAAAUGAAACACGAGAAUUAUUGAAAAAUGACGAGAUAAUUUCAGUAGCUCGUUACUGCACAUCUCAUAGUUUUAAUAAGUUAAUGGAUGCUAUUACUGUAAAUACACCUAAUCGGUCAGUAAAUUUACCCACUACUGUCAAAAUGCCUUUUGCCAAGUGGUUACCAAUUGUUGACAGAUCGACUAAAGUGACGGAAAAUGGAGACUGCACUUUAAAACAAAAUGUUCACUUGGAUGGAAAAGUCAAAGUGCUUAGCGCAAAUGUGUACGAGGCAUUUUGCUCUGCUUAAUUGUAUUUAAAAGUUUUUGUUUUUUUGAUUAAUAGUAUUUUAUGAACUUGUUUUGUUUUGUAACUCAUAUAUGUAUGGGUAUGUAUUUUUUUACUCAACUUGUAUUUAAAUUCUUACAAAUGUUAAAUUAAUUCAACCAUGAGUAUUUGUUUUUGGGAAAUUUGGGAAUUUUUAUAAUCUUAUUAGCAUUAAUAUAAAAAAAAACAUUUUGUAAUAUUGCCAUGUUUUAUGAAAUUGAAAUAUGAUCUAUUUAUCUAUUUAUCUGUAAUGCGUUAUAAUAUGCUACAUUAAAAUCAUAUUGAGUUUCACUCAGUGUUCCAAGAAAUGUA